AUGGACGCUGCUGUCCUUCUCUACACGAUCCUUGCCGUGGUCGCUCUGCACGGCGUUGCUGGUGGAGGCAUAGGCAAACACGCCGACAGCAUUAGCGCAGCAGAGGCUUCUGUCGCCUUUCGCGCGUGGUUCAUUUGCGAGCUCCUCUACGGCCCUUUGAGUGCCGUUGUACGGACCUCGAUUCUGCUCUUCUUGCUGCGCCUGCGCCCAUCACGGCUCGACAGAAUAGUCCUCUACGCCUGCCUAACCACCAUCUACAUCUUCACCGCAGUCUACUUUUUCCUCAACUUGUUCCAGUGCAGCCCGCCGUCGUUCUUCUGGAGACAAUUUACCGAGGUAGAUCUCGAAGGCUCCUGCGCGCGUCCUGACAUGGUGCCGAAGGCGGCCAUCGCUCACAGUGCAGUUUCCGCGCCCAGCGACUGGGUCACGGCUCUGAUGGCUGUCAGGCUGAUGAGGCGGAGCAUGCUAGACUGGCGGACGAAAAUGGUGACGAUGAUGUUUCUUAGCCUGGGUGCCGUCGCCGGAGCCGCCAUGAUUGUACGGAUACCGUUCGUGCAGCUACUCGAGAUAACGCCCGAUUUUCUGCACCGUACAGUAGACGUGGCCAUGUGGUCUGUCAUCGAGCCUUGCAUCGGCAUCGUCGCCGGUAGCCUCCCUUUCAUCCGCAUGCUGUUUGGCCAGAGACGGAAGCGCCUGAACCGCCGCGCUGAGAGUGGCAUCGAUCUUCCAGAACUACCCACGAGUGGGGGGAUCCAUGUCAGCACGACAUGGGAAGUGCAGUCGGCCUCCAUGAACCAGAACUGCGCCGUGGGGGGCCACACCGCGUCCGUCACAGCGUUCUUGGAGGAUGGUGAAAGGGAGGGGGCGCAGAUAUAA
Cordyceps fumosorosea ARSEF 2679 is the source of this 876-nucleotide messenger RNA. RefSeq lists its product as hypothetical. The transcript has 4 exons. Lineage: Eukaryota; Fungi; Ascomycota; Sordariomycetes; Hypocreales; Cordycipitaceae. The record is from RefSeq and is a predicted model, not a curated record. The coding region runs from base 1 to 876 and encodes 291 amino acids.